Oncorhynchus masou masou (cherry salmon) is the source of this 6374-nucleotide messenger RNA. It is a transcript of the gene smo, whose product is annotated as smoothened, frizzled class receptor. Gene Ontology annotation, cellular component: dendrite; plasma membrane; cilium. The coding region runs from base 609 to 3101 and encodes 830 amino acids. NCBI's taxonomy places the organism in Eukaryota, Metazoa, Chordata, Actinopteri, Salmoniformes, Salmonidae. Gene Ontology annotation, molecular function: transmembrane signaling receptor activity; patched binding. The record is from RefSeq and is a predicted model, not a curated record. The transcript is spliced from 12 exons. Gene Ontology annotation, biological process: central nervous system development; commissural neuron axon guidance; smoothened signaling pathway.
ACAAAAUAGCAGACACGACUGCAAGCGAGAAAAACAAAGACCAAACUCCAUCAGACACAUCGUAUAAUUCUAUAGAAAUUCCCCCAAACUGCCCUUUUUGGGGAUAGGUCUACAUAAAAUGAAAUGAAAAUAGUUUUUUUUUCAGCAAAAGAGGGGAAAGUGGGAGCGUGAGGGGGUUGGAGCGCGUAGACUAGAGAUCAUGUUACAGUUUCAGACUUUUCACGGCAAGUUGUGGGGGAGGGUGAAUCUGUUACUUUGAUAUCUUUUUAAUAGGCAUAUCCAACAAAAACAGCGGAAGGAAUAGUUCCACUUGAUUUUAAUUGAAUAUCAUGCAUGCAUCUUUUCGUUUUUUGGUGGCGAUCGGAUUGUGUGUAGGGAAUUCCAGUGACAAAUCAAGGAUUAUAUGACAAAAUGCUAAAUGAAAAAGUUCGGGACUGUGUGAAAACUGGGAAAACGUUUCGUUUCAUUGUAUCAUAAUGCUACAUUCGGCAUCAAAUGAACAAGAGCACUUCGUGCUAUUUUUAUUAACGGUUACUUUUUAGAUUACUGGAAUACAAAGUAUAUAUUUUUUCUUCCUGGAAACAAAGUUGCACCGUUGAAUCUCCAAGAUGUCUUCCCAUGGAUGGAGUUCCAUUGUUGGUGGGUUGGGGAUGCUUUGCGUUUGGGCUGCCUCCUUUCUGGUUACUCAUGCGGUAACGGUACAGAGAAACGAAACAAUUUUCAAUGAUUUCUGCAAGAAAACUACAACAUGUGAAGUGCUUAAAUAUAAUACAUGUCUCGGGUCCCCACUACCGUACACGCACACGUCUCUUGCCUUGGCUGAAGACUCAAGUACCCAAGACGAAGCAUUUGAGAAGUUGGCCAUGUGGUCUGGUCUGAGGAACGCCCCUCGCUGCUGGGCGGUCAUCCAGCCCCUGCUGUGUGCCGUCUACAUGCCCAAGUGUGACAACGGGCAGGUGGAGCUUCCCAGCCAGCACCUGUGCCAGGCUACGCGUCGCCCCUGCAGCAUCGUGGACCAGGAGAGGGGCUGGCCCAACUUCCUCAAGUGUGAGGAGACGGACAAGUACCCCAUGGGCUGCACGAACGAGGUGCAGAAGCUGAAGUUCAACACGUCGGGACACUGCGAAGCCCCCCUGGUGAAGACAGACGUUCAGGCCAGCUGGUACAAAGAUGUGGAGGGCUGCGGCAUCCAGUGCAACAACCCCCUGUUCACCGACGAGGAGCACUCGGACAUGCACGCCUACAUCGCUGUGUUCGGCACCGUCACCCUGCUCUGCACCUUUUUCACUCUGGCCACCUUUCUGGCGGACUGGAAGAAUUCAAACCGUUACCCUGCCGUCAUCCUCUUCUACAUCAAUACCUGUUUCUUCAUGGGCAGUAUCGGCUGGCUGGCUCAGUUCAUGGAUGGAGCUCGCAAAGAGAUCGUGUGUAAGAGUGACAACACCAUGCGUUUAGGGGAGCCCUCGUCUACCGAGACUCUGUCGUGUGUCAUCAUCUUCAGCCUCGUCUACUACUCCCUGAUGUCUGGGGUGAUCUGGUUUGUCAUGCUGACCUACGCCUGGCACACGUCCUUCAAGGCCCUGGGCACCACCCACCAGCCCCUGUCGGGCAAGACCUCAUACUUCCACAUGGUCACAUGGUCCGUCCCCUUCAUCCUCACUGUGGCUAUUCUAGCCACCGCUGAGGUGGACGGAGACUCUGUCAGUGGGAUCUGUUUCGUGGGCUAUAAGAACUACCGCUACCGUGCUGGCUUUGUGUUGGCUCCCAUUGGAGUUGUGCUUGUCAUUGGUGGCUAUUUCCUCAUACGAGGAGUCAUGACGUUGUUCUCCAUCAAGAGUAACCACCCGGGUCUUCUGAGUGAGAAGGCAGCGAGCAAAAUCAACGAAACAAUGCUAAGACUUGGUAUAUUUGGGUUCCUGGCGUUUGGCUUUGUCUUAAUCACGUUUGGCUGCCACUUCUAUGACUUCUUCAACCAGGCUGAGUGGGAGAAGAGCUUCAGAGAAUAUGUGUUGUGCGAGGCCAAUGUGACGAUCGCUCAUCAGACCAACAAGCCGAUCCCAGAAUGUACUAUCAAGAACCGUCCCAGUCUACUGGUGGAAAAGAUUAAUCUGUUCUCUAUGUUCGGCACGGGCAUCGCCAUGAGCACCUGGGUGUGGACCAAGGCCACGAUUCUCAUCUGGAAACGCACCUGGUGCAAGGUUAUCGGCCGUAGCGACGAUGAGCCCAAGAGGAUAAAGAAGAGCAAGAUGAUAGCCAAGGCCUUCUCCAAGCGCAAGGAGCUCCACAAAGACCCGGAGAAGGAGCUGUCCUUCAGCAUGCACACUGUCUCUCAUGACGGGCCAGUAGCUGGCAUCAACUUUGACCUGAACGGGGAGCCAUCCAACGAGAUGUCUUCAGCCUGGGCCCAGCAUGUGACCAAGAUGGUGGCCAGGAGGGGCGCCAUUCUACCGCAGGACAUCUCUGUCACCCCUACAGGAACACCUGUUCCACCGCCAGAGGAGAGGAACAAGCUGUGGAUGGUGGAAGCGGAGAUCUCCCCUGAGAUGAUGAAGAGGAAGAAGAAGAGGAAGAAGAGGAAGAAGGAGGCGCGUCCUCUGGAGGAGCUGGUCGAACGCCAGGGCUACCGUCAGCGAGAGUUUGGCACCAGCUCGGUGCCACGGCUACCCAAGCUGCCCGGCCACAGGAGCCUGGUGGCCAAUCUGAGGCAGCACCAGGAGGCUGAGGACGUCCUUCCAGGCUCUUACCCUGAGUUUAGGCCCUCUCAUCCCCUGCCCUACCAGGAGAGGUACGGAGGAGCCCUGGGGGCCUCCUCUAGCCAGAGGAGCAGGUACCCUGACCUCAACCCCCUCUCCCUCAGUGACCUGCCAGAGGACCUCGGCCUGGGGCCUCGCUGCCGCCCCCAACAACCACCCCUCUCCUUCUGGCAGCCCAAUGGAGCGUUCCACUACUCCGGGGAGGUGGCGCCUAUGGCAGGGGUGUCUGGGAGGACAGACCACGUGGGGAAGUCGCAGGGGGGUCAAAGGAGGGCGGAGUGGGGGCAGAUCCACUCUAGAACCAACCUGAUGGAGGCGGAGCUUAUGGAUGCUGACUCUGACUUCUGAGAGCAACCAUGUAUGGUUGUGGGGUUUUCUGGGGGGUUUUACAGACUGUGAGAGAAAAGUGCUGGAUACUUACACUUAUGGUGCUCCCUUGUCACUGCCCAACAGUCAAGAUGAAACAGGACUCAAGUCAAGUUAAUUGGUCAGAUCUGUUUCAUUUAAAGGGAAGGGCUAAAGGAGAACUGAUCAGGCCAAGGGUGAGUUUCAUGAAAGCUUCUUGGCUUAUGUCCCACUGGGCACAAACUGGUUGAAUCAACGUUGUUUCCACAUCAUUUCAACCCCCCAAAAUCUAUGUGAUGACGUUGAAUCAAUGUUGAAAACUGAUUGUAUUUGAAAAAAGUCAUCAACGUAAGGGCAUUUCGUAUUUUUUUCACCCAACCUUUAAGCUAAAUCCAAUGAAAUGGUGACAUUUGUUGUUGAUUUCACAUUGAAUUCAUGUUAGUUAACAACUCAACCAAAUGUAAAUCAAAACUAGACGUUGAACUGACUUCUGUACCCAGUGGGGUGGCUCUGAAUUUCUCUUAACAAAUCACAGUAGCUACAGUUUCAUAAAAAUGUGUUUAAAAAUAUAUAGCUGCGUUUAGACAGGCAGCCUAAUUCUGAUAUUUUUACCACUAAUUGGUCUUUUGACCAAUCACAUCAAAUCUUUUCACAUCACAUCCUUUUCAGAGCUGAUCUGAUUGGUGAAAAAAGAUCAGAAUUAGUCUGCCUGUCUAAAUGAGCUAAAUUAUUUGAAUAAAGCACUUUUCUGUUCUACAAGUUGUCUGGGUCUAUAGUUGUGGAGAGAAAUAAAGUACCUCGUUAGCUACAAAGCUUUUCGGAAACGCCUCCCAGACUCGUCAGUGUUGUGUGACUUACCGAAAAUAAUUCCACUUGUGGCAUUGGUCAGAAAACCGACAUGAUCACCCAUGUUGCAACAACUAACUUCUGUUGUCAGAAACAUUUCAUUGAAUGAUGGCAGCAGAAGAGGCAGCUCAACUCUGAACGAAUUGGAUGAGGGUCACCAUCACUGACAUGAUCCCGGGUCACUAUCUCUUGGAUCAGAUAUCACUCUUGUUGAUUUCAGUCUCAUAGCCAUUCAUUCAUUAUAUGACUUCCAAGACUCUUCCAGGGAUCUUGUCGUUCCCUGAGUCAUUUCAUGCAUCUUAGGGUUCAUGUAAGUAGUGUAAAGUGGCUUCCUUUCCUUGUCUCUUUUCCACGUCAUUGCUGACUUUAGAAAACUGGACCGGUGAAAACUAAUUCCAUGUAGGCGUUCUCCAUAUUGCUUUCAACUAGCCUGUGUUAAUGAACUAAAUAUUACUAGAUCUGUAACGAUGGAGAGGAAGCCACUUUAGAUGAUUGACAUGCAGCCUCAUAUGAUGCAGAAACUAUCAGGCUCUGGAAGUUCCAUGUCUUUGUACAUCAUCAUCAACUAGUCGUCUCUACUUUUGUCACAAAAAUAUAGGAACUGUUUUUAUAUUGCCUGGUGCAAUCACACAAAAGUGAGCUUUUUUCACCUGAGGAGAAAGAGAAUUGAUUAGGUUUUUAUACCAGUUGAAAUGAAAUACACAACUGAGUGGGAAUCAAUCACUUCAUUUCUUGAAAGUGUUCUUGCACAUGUUAGCUACAUCAGUUAAAUUGUUACGUUUUUUUUCUGUACAAUUGUAUUAAAAAGGGUUAUUUUUUUACUGUAGUAUGUAGUAUUUCCACAUUGUGUUUUACUCUAUUGGCAGCAGUGCUUGACUUGGACUGAAAUACAGUAGGUGCCGGUACUCAUUUUACAUGCUGGUACUGUUUUUAUUUAGGUGCAGGAGCUCCACAAUACUUUUCAGCUAAUAUUCUAUAAGGAGAACAGGCAGUAGAAAAAUGUAAGGUGCCGGUACUCAGCUCCGGUGCUCAGCUCUGGUACUCAGCUCCGGUACUCAGCUCCGGUACUCAGCUCCGGUACUCAGCUCCGGUACUCAGCUCCGGUACUCAGCUCCGGUGAGCUCCUGCCCAAGUUAAGCAUACGUAUAGACAACCUUGGCUAUACUUUGUUGAGUUUUCUGUGUUUUUAUUGUAUAGGACAGUGCUAUAUAUUGCGUCAUGUUGUCCUAGAGUUGAGCAACACACCUUUAUUCUCUGCUUGUAAUUAUCUGCUACAAUUUCUAAAUGCACGUGUCUUGUGCUUCUCUAUGUGUAGUGCACCUUUUCAUUUAUUGGGAACGAGGACGCAGUGAAGGCUGCUGAGGGGAGGACGGCUCAUAAUAAUGGCUGGAACGGAGCAACUGAAAUGGCAUCAAACACAUGUGGAUGUGUUUGAUGUAUUUAAUUCCAUUCCACUAAUUCCGCUCCAGCCAUUACCACAAGCCUGUCCUCCCCAAUUAAAGUGCCACCAACCUCCUGUGCAAGGAUGCAGCAUACUUGUACAAUUCUAAGUUGUUAGACUGUAUGUUUGGUUGGUUUUCCAUGCUGAGGUACAUUACAGAUUUGCUCAGCAAAAGGGACAAUUCACUGAAGCUCGUGAUGUAGUUGUACCGAUGCUGUAACCAAAGUAAUUUAGUAUUAUUGUCUUUGCGUCACACUCACAACAGAAUAAAGAUGGUGCCAAACUACAGAUGUAGAAUCUUAAUUUGAUCAACCUGUUGCAGGAGAAAUGUAAAACUUGUACUGCAUUUGAGGUUUAAAAUGGCUUCUGAAGUUACGAAAAAUGGAUCAACCGCUACAAAAAUGGUCAUUAAUUAUAAUCCACAUAAUAACUCACAUUUCCUGUUGCUGCAGGAUUAUGUUUCUGCUGUAGUCCUAUUAGCUAAUGUGCUAUGUGUAUCAGAGAUUAUUUAUAAAAUGUCCAUGUCUGGAAGAUAAAUUAAGCAAGCUGUAAAGCACUGCAAUGAAAAUAACACUGUAACAUUUGCUUAAUACAUUUGGACAUUUCUUGCACCAUCAGUGCAAACGAAUGUAAAUUUCCAUUAAAAAACGUGUUUUGUGAAAAGACAUAAGGGAUCUAUCAAGCGUAUAUGACGUCAACUGUAAUAUUUCUCAUGUUGGAUACUGACCAGCCAGUUUAUUCCAUGGGAAAUGAACCUUGAUAUACUUUUUGAGGUAUUGUGAACAUUCUCAGAGUUUUCUUUUGCUGUCAAAGAGAACUAAAUACAGCAUCUCUUUGUGGGUUCUCUAUAUUGGCAAAAUCCAUUCCCCUAUUGUCUAUGUAGCUCACUGCUGUUUCUCUCCACACUCAUAUCUUGAACACAGAAUUGUAUUACUUUGAUCAUGAAGCUGUAUUUUUGUAUAAUUAUGUAAAUAAAAGGAAACCUAGAA